CCCUUGUCGGUGGGCCAUGGAGACGGUGGCGCCGUAGUGUCUGGUGCGGGACUUGCCGGGGCGGCGGCCAUGGAGGCCGUCCUGAACGAUCUGGUGUCUGUGGACGACCUGCGGAAAUUUGAAAAGAAAUUUCGAUCUGAGGCGGCAGCAGGGUCAGUGUCCAAGGGCACCCAGUUCGAGUACGCCUGGUGCCUGGUUCGAAGCAAGUAUAACGAUGACAUCCGGAAAGGCAUUGAGCUGCUCGAGGAGCUGCUGCCCAAAGGAAGCAAGGAGGAGCAGCGGGAUUACGUCUUCUACCUGGCUGUGGGGAACUACCGGCUCAAGGAAUAUGAAAAGGCCCUAAGGUAUGUGCGUGGGCUGCUGCAGACGGAGCCCCAGAACAACCAGGCCAAGGAACUGGAGCAGCUCAUUGACAAGGCCAUGAAGAAAGAUGGACUGGUGGGCAUGGCCAUCGUUGGCGGCAUGGCCUUGGGUGUGGCAGGACUAGCUGGCCUCAUCGGACUGGCUGUAUCCAAGUCCAAAUCCUGAGCACACCGGAACCGCUUCUGCGCAGGGCACGCCACCUGGCCUGCACUCACGGGAGUUGAAGCAGCCUACCGAGGGGCCGGCUCAGCAAGAAGGACGCUCAAAGCCAGCCCCCUCCUGUCCCUUCUCUGCUCUCCUUGGUCUACUGUGGUCUUCAGCCUCCUCGCCCCUCAGACCUGUCUCCUGGCCCCAGAUCAUGUGCUUUGGGAUGUGUGUAAAUAAAAUUGGUCUUUGGCUUGGGAA
Messenger RNA from Echinops telfairi (small Madagascar hedgehog), 768 nucleotides. It is a transcript of the gene FIS1, whose product is annotated as fission, mitochondrial 1. The coding region runs from base 70 to 528 and encodes 152 amino acids. Gene Ontology annotation, molecular function: protein binding. The record is from RefSeq and is a predicted model, not a curated record. Lineage: Eukaryota; Metazoa; Chordata; Mammalia; Afrosoricida; Tenrecidae. Gene Ontology annotation, cellular component: peroxisomal membrane; mitochondrial outer membrane. The transcript is spliced from 5 exons. Gene Ontology annotation, biological process: mitochondrial fission; autophagy of mitochondrion; mitochondrial fragmentation involved in apoptotic process.